CCUGUUUUAAGCAACUAUGAAUAAGUUCUAGACAUCAUGUUUAAAUUACUUGUUUUAGUUCAAGCUCUCAUCCAGGUUAUAACCAGCCAGUGCAUAUGCAGCGAAAAAAUCUCUAAUUGGGCCGGUAUAGUAAGUCCUAUGUCACCUGGAGGCUGUUCUGGAAUUCCACCUGUAAACUUGCCAUGCAACCAAUAUCAAUCACUAGAUAUAACUUCUUUAUCUACCUCAGGUUGUGGUCUGAACACUAGAAGUUCUUCCCCAAUUGCACCUGGAGGUCUAUCUAUAACAUCGGAGAAUGUCAUUGAAGGACCGGUCUCCGUGUAUGGGCAGUUGCCUUUCCUCAGUGCUGUAUCGUUCGAAGGAUCCAUGCCUACUCAUGGAUAUGGUAGUGUUUCGUAUGGCUGUGGAAAUGGUAAUGUUGGAAUUUUGAGUGAAACAUCUGGAUUGGAAUCUGCAUACGAAACGUCCGUGAGAUCGUAUGAAAUCCCAUCUAUCAGAGGUCUAGAACUUCCUGGCAGAUCAUCUUUGGAUAUUGCUUCAGUCAGACCAGGUUGUGGACGCGGGCUUGUUCCAGCAUUUUCUGCAAGGCCUUGCGGUUGCCAGUAUUGAGACUUGUAACUACGGUUUUUAUAUGAACUAUUUUCAUUGAAUAAAUAUAUCAUUUAUUGGGAA
Molecule: messenger RNA, 672 nt
Organism: Pieris rapae (cabbage white)
Lineage: Eukaryota; Metazoa; Arthropoda; Insecta; Lepidoptera; Pieridae
Product: chorion class CB protein M5H4-like
Exons: 2
Coding region: 37-609 (190 amino acids)
Biological process (GO): chorion-containing eggshell formation; multicellular organism development
Cellular component (GO): egg chorion
Molecular function (GO): structural constituent of egg chorion
Source: RefSeq, a predicted model, not a curated record